Ylistrum balloti is the source of this 2216-nucleotide messenger RNA. RefSeq lists its product as uncharacterized. NCBI's taxonomy places the organism in Eukaryota, Metazoa, Mollusca, Bivalvia, Pectinida, Pectinidae. Bases 1 to 1992 code for a protein of 663 amino acids. The transcript has 14 exons. Gene Ontology annotation, molecular function: protein binding. The record is from RefSeq and is a predicted model, not a curated record.
AUGUUAUCGAGGAGUCAACUGAAAGAUAUUAAGCACAAGGCUUUGGAGGUGGAGAAAGAGAUUCUGGAUGACGAAGUGAGUAAGUUUCUGUCAGACCGACAUCCCGUGAAGGAGAAACCACGGAGAAUCCCGUUACUUCUGUCACACUGGGACUCAAUCGACAUGACAUGUAAACUGGAUGGUCCCCUGAGCCUCCAGGACUCGCUGAACGGUUCCAUCCAAAUGAUGGAUGUGGAUACCGGCCAAUCAGACUCGCCGUCCAAGUCUCCGCAUGAUAUGUUAACCAAUCAACGAACAGUUUCCCAAUCGCCAGCCAAUGCCAUGUCCACCGACUCCAGCCACAUGAUGAACGGGGAUCUUAACAUAGACGAGCUAGCCAAUGUAAAGAACUUAAAGGAAGCCGAGGUGGUAGUCCGUACGAAAGAGAUAGUGAAGGUUUUAGCAGGACUUGAUACGUAUGAGGACGGUCUGGGAAUGAAGCUUGUAAAAGCUUUAGGCGAUACCUACUGGGGGUACCGACCUCAUCGGAAAAAAAUCGGAGACGGAUUAGCGGAGGCGGGAUUUGGUGAGGUAGCGAUGAAGAUGCUGAAGACACUGAAUUCUAAAGGAAUAUUUAAAAACGACUCUAUAUGGUUCCCGGCCUACUAUUCCCUGAACACACUUUGGAACUUCACGGACGCGAGUCUCCGUCUGGCUAAGACAGUGGCUGAAGCGGACGGUGUACGUUUCCUCACGGCCAACUGUAACCAUCAACCAUUCCUUACUAACCUCAACAAUAAGAAUGUGUACUACAUAGUCAAGUCUUCCAUGAGUAUAGUACACAACAUUGCCCGCAACCCAGACGUCAUACAUUUCUUCAAAGAGAGCAAAACCACAGAGGUGUUGCUGAAGUUCCUAAAGUCAUACGAAGAACACGAGAUGCUGAAGAUAAUGGCGAUGUUAACUUUAUCACAUAUCGUGGAAGAGGACGAGAACGACAAACUUAUGGACGACACAGGUUCUAUAGAGGGAACGCUGAAGUACAUAGACAAAGCUAUAGAGGAAGAACGGCGGAGAUACCGGGGCUUCACACCUCAGGAACUCAUGGACGGUCUAGGCAAACUGGCCGUCAACGACAACAACAAAAAAAAGAUUAUCGAAGCGGGUGCACUUCCGAUAUUUAUGAAGAUGUUAAAGAGUGAUUCGGACGAGGAACAUGUUGUAACUGCACGUGCAAUCUGGACAUUAUCAUUUGACAAAGACGUAUGUCAGCAAAUCGUGGAUCACCCAGAUAUGAUGACGUCACUUGAAAAACUCAGGGAAAGUGGUGAUAGUGAAGUUAGAAAAAAUGUCAACGGUGCACUGUUCGUUCUCAAGGGAGAGAAUGACGUGUCAAAAAGACCAAAAUCAGGGAGGAAAAACAAAGGUCACGUGUUUAUCAGUUAUUCCUGGAACGAAAAAGAUAUCGUACUCAAGAUCAGAGAGAGACUCAAGACUGCAGAGGCGGAAUACACUUUCCAACUAAGGAAAGACUAUAUCCCACUUAUGAUGCAGAUGAAAUAUCGGCCAGAUGGCUGGCUGGGAGCUAUUCUUGGAGCAAAGCUCUACUUCGACUUCAGUGGUAAAUACCAUUUCGAGAAGCCUUGGAAUGGACUCCUGAAGGAACUAAAGGGAAUGGGGAGGCUUGCCUUACCAUCGGCUACUCCAGGAAAAGAAGUGACAGAUGGUCCUAUUCUUGCCACCUCGGCGUCUACAGCGGCCUCCUCUCCCGGCAGUACGUCUACCUCCUCACAAGCCUACAGGAUGACGACAGAGGACGUCAGUAACUGGCUUUGUCAGAGUAAACUGGAUGGGUGUGUUCCGUCUCUGGCUCAGUUUGACGGGAAGUUACUGGUACAACUACAGAGGAUGAAAAUAGAGGCCCCAGAAUUCUACUAUGCUUCCUUGGAGAAGAAAUUGGGUAUGAACCUCGUGGAGAUCUUAACAUUUACAGAAGCCCUAGACAAAUUAUAAAUCACACGUGACCAAACUAUCACGUCAACUAUUGCACGUGGCAUAGGGCGAUAGGUCACGUGAUCAAGGACAAUUGCUAGGGCCAAGUUAUCAUGUGAUCUAGGACACGUGAUUAAGAUUUGAAUAUUGCCAUGUCAGACCAUGUCAUUUGUAGAUUGAUGGUUGUGUGAAGUAUAAUGUACCAAUAUUAACAUCAGUGUAUCAUUCAUACAACACGUACUGAA